AUGGCUGAUGAAGUUUUAUAUCUUUGCGGUUCUGAACCGAUUUUUGAAUCUCGAGAUAAGGUUCUAGAAUGGGCAUGUGCUAUUGGAAGAACUCAUGGUGUUGCUGUUGUUACAAUCCGAUCCGAUUCUGCUAAUGGAAUGCGAGGGAGAAAGGAUAAAUUGAUUAUGGGCUGUGACCGAGGAGGAAAUUACAAAAAGAAAAAUGAAGUUGCGGCCCCUUCUGAUGGCAAUUAUACUAUGAGGCUUAGAUGCCCAUUUAGGCUGAGAUCUGCUUCGAAUGGUAUUGGUUGGAAGGUGGUGGUAAAAUGUGGGAUGCAUAAUCAUAGACUAGAUAAGGAUAUGUUAAGUCAUGACAUCUUGGGGCGUUUAAAAGAUGAUUAA
Messenger RNA from Vicia villosa (hairy vetch), 381 nucleotides. RefSeq lists its product as uncharacterized. NCBI's taxonomy places the organism in Eukaryota, Viridiplantae, Streptophyta, Magnoliopsida, Fabales, Fabaceae. The coding region runs from base 1 to 381 and encodes 126 amino acids. The record is from RefSeq and is a predicted model, not a curated record. Gene Ontology annotation, molecular function: DNA-binding transcription factor activity, RNA polymerase II-specific. The transcript is spliced from 2 exons.